Ixodes scapularis (black-legged tick) is the source of this 2996-nucleotide messenger RNA. RefSeq names its product homeobox protein Hox-D3-like. The coding region runs from base 457 to 1800 and encodes 447 amino acids. The transcript has 2 exons. Lineage: Eukaryota; Metazoa; Arthropoda; Arachnida; Ixodida; Ixodidae. Gene Ontology annotation, cellular component: nucleus. Gene Ontology annotation, molecular function: RNA polymerase II cis-regulatory region sequence-specific DNA binding; DNA-binding transcription factor activity, RNA polymerase II-specific. The record is from RefSeq and is a predicted model, not a curated record. Gene Ontology annotation, biological process: regulation of transcription by RNA polymerase II.
UCGGCGUUGCGCCGUCUCACUGACUUGUGUCCAGCACGAGCCGAGGACCAGAGGGCGCCGCUCGCUCGCCCCUCUCCGAAAAUCCCCCAAAGAAUCCAGCUGCCGACUCGGCGCCCGGGGCUGGACGCUCGCUUCGGCGGGGGAGCUCUCCCGAAAAAGCCCUCCACCGCCACCGCCGAGCGGGCCAUAAGUACCGGGCAGCUCCUCCCUCAGGGGAGCACUGACCACAUGAGGGGCAACCCCGAUCUGUCCUUGUUCGACGGCCACUCCAUUGGACGCUAGCCCUUCGUCACGUGACAGCUUCCUCUCGCAGGUCCCCCGCGACGAAGACACGCAUCAGGGGGGAACCCACACCACCACGUUUCUUUCGCACCCCGAAUGAGUCUAAUUUGCCACUCGCUAAAGGGUUCUCGUUGACAGCGCGAGCUGCAGUUUUCAGACGUCUUCCUCAACGAAAUGACACCCAUGAAUCAGUACGCCCUCGAGAUGACCGCCAGCUUCGCUACCGGGGAAUUCUCGGCACAGCAGAAGGACCAGUAUCUGCAGCAGGAGAUGCAUCUCCGACUGCAUGACGUGGACAGCGGAGUGGUCGAUUUUCCGCAAAACAACUUCAUCGGGAUGCCUUGGAACGACCAUCAGCACCACUUGGCGAACCCCGGCUUCGGCCCUGACCCGUACCAGGACGAUGCGCGCUGCCGGGACGCGUACGGAACUUUCGCGGCUGACAUCAAGGAAGAAGUGGCGAACGUGCCAUACACGCCUUCUCCGUGGCAGUUCUCAACGUCCCCGUCGUCGACGUACCAACCGCCUUCGAGCCCCGAUCUCGGACACGCGACACGGACGACACCUGAGCCGCUGGACAGCUGGACUCCGUACGCUCCCACUGCCGUCGUCACCGCAGUUACGGGCUUUUCCGCCGAGAACUGCACCGACCACGCCGGAACCUACGCCGCCCAAGAAAGCGCCAGAGUUCCGGACCCCGACAACGGUGGUGUCGGUGUCUCUGAGGCGAUUGGCAAGACCGUGUUCCCGUGGAUGCAACACACGAGGCCCCCGAUCAAGUCCAGGGCGUCCCCGCUCCCAGAUCCUGCUGUCAACAGUGAUACCAACCCUCUCAAGCGACCCCGAACCGCCUACACGACCUCGCAGCUCCUCGAACUGGAGAAGGAAUUCCACUUCAACCGAUACCUGUGCCGACCCCGGCGCAUAGAGAUGGCCGCCUAUCUCAACCUCACGGAACGGCAGAUCAAAAUCUGGUUCCAGAACAGGCGGAUGAAGUUCAAGAAGGAGCAGCGUGCCAAGGGCAUCAAGACCGACGACGCGAUGGGGCUCACUGCCGGGGGAGCACCGUGCGACCUCACAUCUUCCCCCACCUCUUCGUCGUCGCCCGGCUCGCCGUCGCUCGGAGCCGUGACGCCGCGUCACAACUGUUUGGGCCACGCGUCCGUGUCGGCGGCCGUGCCCAGUGUACCGCUCACGCAGAGCCAAGACUCCGAUACGCGGUACCAGGACAAACCGGCGGAUAUACUCCGCCUUCCCACGUCGGGCGAGUACGGGAGGCAUGUUUGUUCGAGGCACUCUCACCCGGAAGGACACGCUGGGAAGAGGGUUUACAACGUCCCCUACUCUGGAGACAACAGCCUUCUCAGGCUCGCUCUCGCCGACCCGUUUUCGGAAGACGUCCGAAGUCAGUCCGUGCAGGGUUCCGCAAGCCUGCAGAGGUCCAUCGGCGUGAGGGAGUACUGGGAUCCCUCUCAGUCUAAUCCGUACAGUGUCAACCCGUUGCCCGUGAUCCACUGAAACUAUUGGUGCCUAUGGUGGUUGGAAAAAUUUGAAAGUGAAAAACUCGAGCUUCGUCGACGUCUCAGUUGCUCGACUCACGGACUUGUGUGAACAGUGAAAAGUGCAGAGCACCUUGAGAUUUGUUAACCCGUCCUGCUUUUGGAAGAACGAUUGUAAGGACAUGUGUGGAUACAUGAUACCACGGGCAUUUAUUGAUUGGCUGUUGAAAUUUAGUAAUGGUACUUGGUGUGAUGAGACAGGCAAUGUCGUCAUUAAAGCGAAAAACAGUUCAUCGAUGUCUCAGAUGCUCGACUCACGGGCUCGUGUGGAGAGUGAACAGUGCCGAACAACCCAAGAUAUGUUAACCCUUCCUGACGUUGUAAGAACGAUUAUAGGGGCAUGUGUGGAUACAUGAUACCACGUGGCCUUUUGUGAUCGGCUGUUGUAAUUUAGUGAUCACACUGAGUGUGGCGAAACAGGCUAUCUCGUCAAUGUCCUAUUUCGCGCGUGUUCAUUGAAUAGAUUACUCGACAUUAUCUUAUCUUAACCAAGGACCAUUCCACUGCAUUUUUGGGUAAAAACGGAACUGAGAAGUCAGGUGCCCAUUGUAAUGUUUGUUUUGUAUUGUGAUACGCACCUGGAACCAAUCAAACUUUAUGUCCAUGCUCAUAUUUUUUUUGCAGAUUCUAAGGCCGGAAAAGGUCGUUAGGGUGCACACUACGUUUCAGCAUUGUUAUUCCUUCAUGGUGAAAUGCAAACUAUGAUCAUGUUUCUUUUUUUUUUUACUCAAUCUGAGUUAAAGAAACGUUUUCGUGUCGAUAUACUUUUAUGAACCUUUUCCCAGGAGUCAUCUGAUAUAUUUGAAAGUAUAUUGAAUACACAGUUGCUCGAGGGAUUGAUAUACUUUAUCAGACAUCAGAACUGUUUUCAGUCGCAGUCUACGGUAUUUGUUUUUUGUAUAUAGUCAAUGCAUUUUUUUAUCAAGGCAAAGUUGGUAAUAACAGGGUAAGCAAAGACAUUAUUAUUUUGAUAUGUAUUUCCGACGAGGUGAUAUUAUUCAAGACACUUAUACUGCACCGUGAAAGCGUCGAGUCCAAUCUACUUGGUUGUUUUUGUCUAGUUGAUGGAGUGUUUGCAUUCGGAAUUUAUGGAUGGCGUAAAAAUGCUGCCUAUCACUUUUAACACCGAGACCAGCUAAGUACUAAUUUAACUUU